CGAUAAGGGAGCGAUGUGUUUCAAGUUUUGUACCUCGCAUUGUCUCUGAAAGUAUUCUAACAAUUUCACACGUAUUGUAUUUUCAUAAUACGACCGCCGGCGUGUGUAGAAAACGCUUUGUCUAUAGAGAGGCACGUGAAACUAAACGCGGUCGCUGAUUAAUGGCUACGUAAUAACCUAUUAUGAUACAUUUUAUAUAGCAUUAUUUUGAUGGUUUGGCGCGCGAUAGAAUGCGCUACUGGCUGCGGAAUUCCAACGAGUUUUUGUCACAAGGCACCGCAAAUUAUCCUUUAUUGUUAAAUUUAUUUAAGAAGUCCAGUUGCGAAACUUAUUCCACAGAAAAACGUGUUGCUCUGCUCCAGAUAUCCUUACCUUGCCGGUCUGAACCCAAUCACCUAUCCCUGAAAGUCCUGGAAAUUUUCACACCAACAGAAAUACAAAACUAUCAAAAAAAGUUGUUAUACAGAACCAAUAGAAGUACAGCCAAGAUGAUGUAAGAGGCUGUAAUAUCCUGCGUACACGUAUGUUAAGAAGAUGUCAAUGCAUACACUACUCAUAUGCCUCUUCUACACGUCAACAAAUUCAUCUGCAGAUGCCAUCUUCGGAUGCGUCCGCCGACAAGUUUGCUCGUCUCUGGUAGGUAUUUAACGUCGGCAGAUGGUGCCACCAAACCAUUUUGUUGUUGGUCUUUGUGGCACGCAACAAAGGGUUUCAGCGUGAAUGUCCAAACGACGCAUCAGUAGUAUCGAAAUAGCGAUUGAGAGUGGACGCAUGGUUGCAAUUGUUUUUGUUCGUUUGUUACUCUCGUUCGCCGACAUGGCUUAAAUGAACCCUCGAGAAACUUUUAAAUUCCUUGAGAGUUAUAUUCAAGCAGAAAACUGCUUGUAGAAUUCGAAAAAAAACUAGCAUCCACCUUUUUCAUCUCCAUUUCUUUUUAAUGACUAUGUCGAUGCACCUCAAGUAGUAGUUAAAAGUACUAAAUAAAUAAAUAUUUCCGAUAGCUACGAUCUCAACAACCAUUUUUUUUAUGUCACGAGCAUGCGACUUGUAUGAUAACAUAAACUUAAAUUAGGCAAUAGUGUAUCCUUUUCAUUCUCUAUACGAAAUAAAAAGGAGAGACUGAUGUUAAAAGUUUAAGUUUAGAGAAUCAUACCAGAAGACACCAUUUAGCCGUUUAGCCCAUUAACUUAACAAUCGCUGUAUUUGUCUUAGUCGGUCUCGUACUUGUUCUUUUUUUUAAAGCGAUGAAGGUCUUCGGUUAUCAAAACUCAUGUAAUCAUACCAAGAUUUCACAGUAAAUAACUGAAAGGUGGAGGAUAUUACGUUCCCACACGGGCGUUAAGAAUUUAAGCGAGAAACCGGCCGACUGUACUCUAUCCCUGCCUUUAAACAGGUGGAAGAUAAGCUUGCCAAUUGCCAAACCGUAAAGAAAUUUAACAUAUUUUGAGUUAUAAAAAGAAUUUCAUUAAAGUGUUUUAAUGAAAUGUUGGUACAAGACAUUAGGGCAUAGUGCGCGAGAAGUCGGGUUAUAUAUCAUAUCAUAUCGGGUUUAGACUGAGCGCCAGAAGUCCUGCACUGUUGCAGUGACAAUUCACUCCUCUUCACAGUGUUUUAAAAAAGCUUGUCAACUGGAUAAUCGUAAAAAAAACAGUUUGCUGGCGGGCAACGUGUAAAUGGCUGGUGUCGCAGGAGAAACUACUGCACCAGCUAUCUUCUAUCUCUAUUCCACCAUCACUUAACAUCAGACGGGGUGGAGUCAUUUGUUCGGUUGUUCCAAUAAAAAGCUAGGCUUAAUUUUUUAUUGUUGUUGCAGCCGCAUCGCCGACAUGCUGGAGGUACUAGGCGAGCGCGUCGGUAGCUGGUGCGGUGGCCGCGACGGGCCUUCGCUGCGGCAGAGCGUGCGCCCGCGACGGCGGCACAACGACAUCUACGCGAAACUAGAUGCUGAGUACACGGCAAGAUCUGCGACCCUAUAUCGUAUAAAGGAAGGCCCCGUAGUGCCUGCUCCUCAGCCAAUCACCAGGCCACCAGCAGGCCUCGCGUGUGCCAAGUGUGCGCCUAUCUCAAGGGAGUCAUGGCAGGACCCGAAAGGUGCCGAAACUGGCGCUGUGAUCAAUGUGAUGAAUAUAGGCAAGCAGUCGCUUGCCAACGGGGGCGUUGUGUCGCGCUAUCUUUGCGACCUGACGCAUUGCACCAACCUGCUCAACUACGACUACGAGGACGUGGUGCCUAAGGUCGUAAACGACAACAGUUUCCAGAGUGCCAUAGAGGAGACUACCAGGAAGGAGGUGGACAGAGCUCUGCAAGAGAGCGGCAGUGGGGACGGCGAAGGCGCUUACGCAACUCUGUACAAAACAACGAGGCAGAAGGUGGAGGUGCGCGCUUUGAAAGUGCUGAGCAACAUCAGCUCUGCGAUGUCCAAUGGUGUUCUCAAGUUCGUAGCGUGGCUCUGCCAUAAAGGCAUACGUCGUCUCGCUAAAGGUGGUUGUGCUACUCGCAUCGCCUGCGUGGAUCGCUUAAGGCGCGCUAAAGCUGCCGGCCUGCCUCUCAUAUUUGUGCCUCUGCAUCGGUCGCACUUGGACUACAUCCUGGUGACCUUCGCGUUGUACCUGACUGGACUAAGGCCGCCUCUAGUUGCCGCCGGAGAGAACAUGAGCAUACCGUUGUUUGGAUGGUUUCUACGCGGUUGUGGUGCGUUUUACAUUAGGCGUCGCGUUGACGGCUCUAAUAAGCAUGGCGAUCCCGUGUACAAGGCUGCUUUACGGUCUUACAUACUUCACAGCCUGACCGCUAAGAAUAAUCUGGAGUUCUUCAUAGAAGGCGGACGCACGAGAACUGGGAAACCACAGCCACCAAAAGCCGGCAUCCUUUCCGUGAUAAUGGAUGCUUACCUCGACGGUACGAUCGACGACGCGUUACUAGUGCCAGUCGCUCUGAACUACGACAAACUGGUAGACGGAAACUUUGUGCGCGAACAGUUGGGCAUGCCCAAACAGAUGGAGACCUUCUGGUCGGCGCUCAGGGGCAUCUGGUGGACCCUGAACACGGACCACGGAACCAUCAGGGUGGACUUCAACCAGCCCAUAUCGCUCAAGGAACUAGUGACGUCAUUCAAGAAGUACAACUACUUGAAGGCGCCUAUAGAGAGGCCGCUAGCCGCCAAUAAUAACAGUCUGGGCGUGAACCUGGACCAUCGCAUACUGUACAACAACAGCCACUCGAGUCUGUUCGGCGCUGACGUUAGUACGGAACACAAGAUCAUGGUCGAGGCCAUAGGAAGGCAUCUUGUGUACGACGCUGCGCAAGCGUCGGCGCUGAUGUGCACCAACGUGGUGGCAUACGUGUUAAUGUCGGAGCAACGCACGGGCUGCACCCUGCCGCAGUUGCACGCCAGCGUGCACGCGCGCGGGAGACAGCUAGCGCGCGCCGGCCGCGACCUCGGCUACACCGGCGACGCCACGCACGUCACUGCACACGCGUUGGAAAUGCUUGGACGCGGACUAAUACGCAAGGAGGGUAGCGGAGACAAGACGGUUAUUAAACCGCAGCUUUCUAUAGCGGCGUCUAUAGAACUAUCCUACUAUGCCAACACAGUGGGCACGCACUACGCGGCCAACGCGAUCAUGGCGACCGCAUUGGAGAGCAUACUGCAAUCACCAGACGCGGACCAAGACAUAGUGCGUCACUCGGAUUUGCUCGAAGCCGGCCUUCAGCUCAGCGAGGUGCUCAGCCAGGAGUUAAUCCUCUGUCCGCCCUGUGUGACGGUCAGCGAACGACUGACCGACGCCAUCGACGCCCUAAUCGCAGAUGACGUGCUGGCUAAAAUUGAGGUGAACCCUGGUUUGGAGGAAGAGCGAUGGUCACGUCGGUUUGCGCAACAAUUGGAGGAAGACUUCGACGAAGAAAGGCCGGACCCUACUCUACACAUCAAGUACAGAAUUAACUGGCAUCCCGCUGCGCUGGCGGAAAGGCGGCGUCUCCUACUAACGGUGCGUCCCCUACUAGAGGCUUACGCGGCCACCGCUCGGUGCGUGCGAGACUCUCAACACUCGGCCCUCGUGAAGGAAACACUCGACUCGCUCGCCGAAGACUUCUCGCAAGGAAGACUACCCUACGGUGAGGCCGUAUCAACAGACGCCAUAAGGAAUUGCCACCGGCUGCUGCGCCAAUGGGGCGUAUUGGAAAUGGUCGACGAAGACAAGAGGCGAAGCAUCCGUCUCUGUGCCCCAUACGACAACGAGCAGUCACUCCAAUCGAUCUGCUCCAACAUAUACAAGUUCAACAUGAAGACUGACCUAUUAGAUAUCAAGUGAUCAAGUGACAAUGACAAAAACAGAAAAGUGCUUAUCAGUAUCGUGAUAUUUUAGUUUUAGUGCAAACGCCAGUGAUACUGCGACUACAACAUACAUACAAAACAAAAGUGGGUAAUUGUAUUUUAGACUUUGUCCCGUUCGGUUACGAUUAAAUGUUGAUAAUACACAUCCACAAGUCAGGGGUGCAAUGCAUUUGAUCCAAUUAGUGUUAGGUGCAUAACUUUCGAUGGUAUAAUGGAACAUGAUUCAUUAUUGAAUUGUGAAAAUUUUGUUACAACGAACAAUGGCCAAAUUGUGA
Chilo suppressalis (striped riceborer) is the source of this 4611-nucleotide messenger RNA. The record is from the annotation of a GenBank genome assembly. NCBI's taxonomy places the organism in Eukaryota, Metazoa, Arthropoda, Insecta, Lepidoptera, Crambidae.